AGCGUUUUGUGUUGUGUAUGGACCUAUUAGGCCCAUAAAUUACCAUAUAGCAUAUAUUCAACACAAAAACCAGCAACAAUUUGUUGUUGACAAAGGACAGCUGGGCAUAUAAAGGGUCCCAUGGCUUUCAGUAGCUAAGGGCCUCAUCAAACCUAAAUCCAGCCCUGUAAACAGUGAAUACUUUUUAGCUCCCCAUUAUUCUGGCCUUGCGACAAAAGAAAAGGAAGUUUGACUUGAUCUCCUCCCUAAAACCAGCUACCCUUCAGCGCCGUCUGAACGGGCACACAUAUAUAUAAAGGGAGUCGAGCCCAACUUGGCCGCCUUUGACAAACUGAAAGUGAAAAGCCUGCCGGAAGGGCUCGGGGAUCGCUUGCUUUGGCCUGCCUGCGGCGGCGGCGGCGGCUGAACUGCAGCAAUGGAGGAGCUGCCGGAACCGGGCGAAGAGGCCGCCGAGCCGGUCUCGGCUGUGGCCGCGUCGGGCGAGCGGAUCUCGGUGCACAACUUCUGCGGGCGCCUGUCGGAGCAGCUGGUGCACUUCCACGCCAUGCGCCUGCGGGACUCGCUCUUCCUCUGGGUCGGGGAAGAGCCCAAACUCGGCAACCUGGCCGUGGCCAUGUGCACCCCGCGCGUGAGUCCUCUCUCUCGGGUGCUCUGAACCCCGGGGUUGGAGGAGGGGGGGAGACCGGGGGGGGGGGACGGGACGGGGAGGAUGCGUUGCUUGCAACUUCACAUCUCCCCGUCGCGGAUCGGUGGCGCAUGCACAAAAGACUUGAGGAAUGGAGGUUAACCCCCCCCCCUUUUAUUGUCCAUUCCGGGUCGCCCAGCCACUGCCACCCUGUCCUUUUUCUCUCGGCAGGUCAAGAUGAGCAGGUGACAGCAAAGGUUGCAAGGUUUUUAGCUGGGGCAAACGGAAUCAGAUCCACUCUUUGACUAUGGAUUCCAACCCCUAAAAUGUGUUUUAUAUAAUGUGACUUUUUAUUUCUAUUCUUUGUAUAUCGCAUUGUUUUAUUGCUAUGGCUGAUGCAAUUAAAUAUUAGUUCGUUUCUUCGUUCCCACGUCCCGCCGUCGUACCACUGGCCUCCCUCUUUGCAGGCUGGAAACGGAAAGAGAACCUCGAUUUGGAGAGGACGUGCGCGGAGAAAAGCUUCCCCGGGCUCAAAUCGGGCUUCUUCUCCCUCUCCCCGGAGAAGCAUGCAGAGGCUUUGAUGAUGAUGAUGUCCACAACCAUCCUAUUCUCCGAAUAGGAUCAGUUAAUGGGAGUGUUUUAAGAUCGGGAAAGCGCAGCUGCUGACACAUUAGACAUUUAAAGCAGGUGACUCUUCCACGCCCCGCAAAGGAUCCUGGGAGCUGUAGUUUACCGUUGCAGAAGGAAAAUUCCUAGCACUGUUAACAAACAAGAGAGCGCAGCACAGUUAACAAACUAUAGCGUUCCCAGGAUCCUUUGGGGAAAGGCAGGUGCUGUAAAUGCAUGGAGUGUUUGCAAAUUUAUUAAGGUAUAAGUUUUCCUGGUUCAUGGUCCACUUCAUCACACACAAACACAGUGCUUCUUUGCAAAAAUUUUAAAAAAAAAUGUUUAGGGGUACUCUCAUUUUCCUACUCAUAUUGAAACACUGUCCCUCAAUGAGACCAAACUUAGAUUCACAAGAUGUUUAAGGGUAUGCGUCCCCCCAGAAAAAAGCACUGCACACACACACACACACACACACACGCACACUUGUGGGAGCUGCAGGAUGUAGGGGAAGUGAGAGGGAUAUGAAAUGCAAAAAGAACAAGGAGCCUUUGCACCAGCAUCGCCUCCCUUCCCUUUCUUAGAUAUCUAAUGGCUUGUCCCUUUCACCGUAUUUGAAGGCUGAUUCAUUUCCUGGGUCCAAUCAGACACCUUUAGCUAGUUUGCAGGUGAAGUUUGCUUGAGUGGUCCUUCCGCAAGUUUCUCUUCUGACAUUACAGGGUCAAGAGUUAUUACAAGCAAGUGCAUCUCUCUCUCUCUCUCUCUGGCUAAUCUGGAAGCCACAGGCCUUUUUCUGUUCCUCUUGAGCUCUGCUUAUUUUGAAUUCUGCUUGCUGAGCUUCCUUAAGUAGGAUACGAAGCAAAAUACUCCGUAGCCAGGGAGUGAAUGAUUCCUUCUCCGGCUAAUCUUGAACAGGUUUGUGUGACAGGUGUAGCACAGAAGUGACAUAACUCCAGCCCAAAAGGAAUAUUGUGGCACUGCUGUUGGAUUCUGGUUAAUGAUAUAUAGCAGGUAUCUUCAACCUUUUCAGACACAGGACCCAACUUUAACCUAAACAUGCACCUGGGGCCCUGCUUCUUAAUUUUUUGCACAUAUUUGGAUGGUGGUAGUCCUCCUGUUACGACACGCCUUAGAUCAAGCUGCAAGCCACUGGUUGAAGACCAGGGAUGUAUUAUAAGGUAAAGGGACCCCUGGCCAUUAGGUCCAGUUGUGGCCGACUCUGGGGUUGCGGCGCUCAUCUCGCUUUAUUGGCCUAGGGAGCUGGCAUGACUAAGCCGCUUCUGACGAACCAGAGCAGCACACAGAAAUGCCGUUUACCUUCCCGCCGGAGUGGUACCUAUUUAUCUACUUGCACUUUGAUGUGCUUUCGAACUGCUAGGUUGGCAGGAGCUGGGACCGAGCAAUGGGAGCUCACCCCGUUGCGGGGAUUCAAACCGCCGACCUUCUGAUCUGCAAGUCCUAGGCUCUGUGGUUUAACCCAUAGCGCCACCCGCGUCCAGGGAUGUAUUAUAGUGCUGAGUAAAAUGCUUCUGUAUACCUCCCUCCAAAACCAGGCUUGGUUUCUCUGCUGGCUGGACCUCAGUAAUAGGACAGACUUUUAAAGUUGUCUUGUCCAGCUAUUUAAGAAGCAUGGAAACAUUUUGCUAGGCCAGGCUCUGAUGGCUCUACUUGUGUCUGUGAUCUGUUUUAAAUUGCCAUGACCCAAGCCCCUCUUGUGCUCUCUCUCUUGUAUCUUUAUGAGAUAAGAAGAGAGUCACUUCUGGAGGAUGGAGAAAAACUCACCACACUUUUUUGCUUUCUUUCCAGGACUCCAUUCCAGCGUCUACCUUACUCUUUGGUGACUCCUCCAACAGCACCUCCAAUUCACUAGCCCAAAAAUUAGGUAUGUAAUUGUGUGCACCUUUAAACCUGCCGCACGGUGCCGUGGUCUGGCUGGAUUCAGAGGACUGGUGGGAGGCACCAGCUGGGGAACCCGCCAGGGGAAAAAGGUUUAGAGCCAGGAGAUUGGUGGUGGGUCAGAGGGAGAAGACUGGGAGCAGGAGGAAGUGUUGGAAGCUGAAGAGGUAACAGGGCUUAGUGAGCUGGGAGAGUCUGAGGCAGAGAGAAGUCCAGAAUCAGAGGCAGAGGCAGAAGCAGGACAGGAGGGAGGCCAAGAGGCAAAGAUGAGUCUGGCUGAUGAAGAGUCAUGUGUCUCCCCCUCCUCUAGCUCCGCUCUCUCUCCCCCUGCCCCCGGUCCACCAGAACCAGGAGAGGCAUGAAGAAGGUGGAGAGGUUAGCUUCAUGCAGGCACAGUCUCAGAUUGCUUGGGAAGGACCUGGGUAGGAGCUGUGGAAAGGCGGGGGGACCUUUAAUCUCUGCAACUGCCACACAGGGGCAAGCCCUUCCAAGAAGAGUUGCUGUGCUUAUUAGGCCUGGCACUCCUGAGCAGACCUUGCGUCCUUGAAUAAAGAGUUAACUUCACUUACUCAGUGUGAUUUAUUGCUGGCCUGCCCCUGACACAUGAGCAGGGAGCUGCAGGCGUGGAGGUCAAAUGUGCCCCCCCCCGGCCUCCCUAGGGACUCUUCCCAGGCAUGCACCCUCUGCCUAGGUCUCACCGUUCACCAGCUCUGCUUUUCAACCGCCUUGAGUAUAUUUGUCUGGCUGGAAUGGGUCCUUGGACUCUGGUUAUGCUUCUUGCUUGCCUAGAUGGAGGAUAUAGAGGGGUAUGUGUCGAAACGAUUUUACUGUCCAAAGCUUAACAUUUAUAGCCAUUGCUCCAUCCACUUUAGGGAUGCGGGUGGCGCUGUGGGUUAAACCACAGAGCCUAGGACUUGCCAAUCUGAAGGUCGGUGGUUCGAAUCCCCGCCACGGGGUGAGCUCCCCGUUGCUCGGUCCCAGCUCCUGCCAACCUAGCAGUUUGAAAGCACGUCAAAAGUGCAAGUCGAUCAAUAGGAACCGCUCCGGCGGGAAGGUAAACGGUGUUUCAGUGUGCUGCUCUGGUUCGCCAGAAGCGGCUUAGUCAUGCUGGCCACAUGACCCGGAAGCUGUACACCGGCUCCCUCGGCCAAUAAAGCGAGAUGAGCGCCGCAACCCCAGAGUCGGCCACGACUGCACCUAAUGGUCAGGGGUCCCUUUACCUUUACCAUCCACUUUUGGCAUGGGAAUGUGGCCCCCAGAAGGGAUUGUGGCCCUCAGGCGAAAAACGGCUCCCUGCUCUUCCUGUAGUACAUUUGAAGAGAAAUAAGCCUAUGGCAGUGUAGGCUCUUUUUAAAACAUCAUAUUCAUUCUGAGUUAUUCAGAUAGUUUGGGGUGCAUGGGGUGUUAGGGGAAGGGAGGGGUAGUACCUCUGGUGGGGGGCACGUCAUACUCCUUCUGGGGUAGUUUGCCCACCUUUGGUCUCUAUCCUGCACUCAGCUCUCACCUGUGGCUCUGAGAAGCUGUCAGCAUGCGACAGUGGAUACACCCAGGAAAUAGCUUUGACUGUCCAGCUAAACCUGGUGAGGGCAGCCGAUGGAUCUCAAACCUCUGGCGAGUUAGGGGCUUUCCCUACAUGCAAAGACAGGCUCCUGCAAAUUGAGUGGAUGAGACCAAUAUUGUGUCCAACGGUCAAGAAGGCAGUUUCUGCACGUGCUGUAGAGGGAAGCGAGGGGCAGAUCCACCUGGGAAGGUAGCCAUCUAGGAGAAGGAAAACUCUUGAUCCUAAACCUCUGCUGCCUUGCAAGACAUCUUUGGGAGAAGAAAAGGCUAAGGAGUAAACCCUACACAAAUUGGGAGUGGAGUCCCUAAGACGGUUGGAUGGCGCCUUGCACGCCUCCUUCCAGCAACUCUUGCAGCCAAGCUGGUGCCAAAUGUAUUGUUCUUCUCUCCUUUGGACCACAUCAGUGAGGACAAGAGAGGGGCAGGCCCUCCAUAUACACCACCCUGGCUUGCACCCCAGGGAAGUCACUUUGGUGUUGCUAACACAGCAGUUUGACCUCACCUCUUGAGACAGAAGGAUGCCAGGUAGCUUACUUCAGAUGCCAUUAGGUUAUUUUCUCUCCUCCCCUUAAUCAAUUGCUGACCCUCCUGUGGGAUUUGAACUGCUCUGGUCCAUGGGGUCACAAAGAGUCGGACACGACUAAACGACUAAACAAAAAAAUAAUGUAUUUUUCAUUACUGCUGCAACAUUAGCUCCUUCAUUUUUUUGCUCAGUCUUUGCAUCUGUUUUUCUUUCAGCCAGCAAGACGAAAAAGCAGAUUUUUGUCAGCUAUAAUAUUCAAAAUACAGACAGCAGCUUCACACUACUUGUGGAAAACCGAAUCAAGGAGGAAAUGACACUGUUUCCAGACAAGUUUUAGCUUUGCAUCAUUGUGGCGUGCCUGCAUUUUUGUUUCUGUGUUUUUUUGUUUGUUUGUUUUUAAAAUAAUGAAUGGGAUGACAUGCGUUUUUUCUGUCACUGAGUGAACUUCAUUUGCUUUUUGUAUCAGGCCUAGAACCUGUAAGGUUUGGCUGAGGGUGCCAUCUACUGGAUGUGCUGGGAACUACACACAUGAUAACACAAUCUGUGUUCUUCCCACUAUGGCUUCCUUCUCGCUUCUAGUGUAUUAUGAGGCUAACUUGUUCCCGGGCAGUACCACUUCAACCAUGGGGGACUCAGGAAAUCCAGUUAUCUUGAGAAAAACAAAUCCCUACCUAUCAAAAACCACAUGGCAAGGAGAAGGGCUGACUGCCAGUUUCCUCUGUGCAAGGAGGUACUGCAUUUUAUUGUAGAGAGAACGUUCAAUCAUGUGAGCCUCCCCUGCAGUCUUAAAUGGUAUGGCCUAUAACAGGUUUGCUGCUUCAUCUGCAUUUGUUGCAGUCGAGAAACAGCCCUGUCUUAAUAGGGAAGGAGUAAAUAUAUUGAGUUGCAUCUGUAAGAGGAAGUACUGCUGGCAUGAAUCUAGUGGAGUCAUUUAGUGCUUCUUGCUGUGAUUCUGUUAACAAGUUCCCUAUUCUUUGUGGGUUUGGUUUUGUUUUUAAAUGAGAGGGCGGUAAUCUUGCUUUCCCACAAGAACAACGGGAAUAAACUAUUGGAGCUACUACGGCAUCUGGGCAUUAAUAAAAUGAAGUCCAUAGGCACCAGAGGUGUAGGAGGCCUUGGGUGCCAGAACACCCACAAUUUUGGGGGGUGGGUGUGCUUAGCACCUCAUAUGCAAUGCACCUUAGCACCUCAUACGCGAGUUCUGGUUUCUUUUUCUUUUUUUAAAUCAUUUUUAUUGAUUUUCCAAUAAGAAACAUCCAAUUAAUAUAUCCAAUCAUAAUACUUCAAUUACAAUAAAAAACUAAAAUAAAAAAGACCAAAUUAUAAUUAUUAAUUUUUCGGUCUGGAUAUCUGAAGCAAAUCUCCACAUCUUAGUCCUGCUUUUCCUCGUUUUUUCCAUAUUUUACACAUCUCGAUUUUAACGCUUCAUAAUUCUUUGUCCCUGUGAGUUCCAGCUUCUACUGGAAGUCACGUCGGAACCCCAACACUCCCAGAGGACGUCAGAGGCCCUGCCAGGCCUCUGAAUGCGACUUCUGGUAGAAACUGGAAGUCGUUUUGGAGGCCUCACAAGACCUCGGACAUAACCUCUGAGAGACUCUGCAAGGCCUUGUUAAGCGAUGCUGCGCCGCCACGUGAUGUCAUGAAGUCACGACGCGUCACGGGUGCCAUUGGGCCCCCAUAACCCGGGGCCCAAGUCAGGGCCCCUGACAGAGGUAAAUCUGAAGCGUGUAUUUGGAGAGACGCUUCAAAUGUACCUCCAACCUAGUGGCCUGUAGUUGGACUACAACUUCCACCAGCUGCUGCCAUCAUAGCCAGUGGCCAAGGAUGGUGGGAACUGUAGUCCCAGCUACAGCCAGAGGUCAGCAGGUUGAGGGGGGGAAGGCUGCUUUAAACAAAUGGACAAUGCAAGAAGUGCACAGCCCAAACGGGAAGUUCUCCUGUGUGAGCAUGGAUGCAGGAGGAAAGCUUAAUGAGAUACUAGUCAUGAAGACUAAGGCUCUCCCGGUUUGAAAAGUUUAAUAGGUUGGCGUUUCGCAGGGAUGGCAGUGCCUUGUGGCUCUGAUAGGAACAUGAGAAGUUGCCUUACGACCAAUUCAAGCUGUGGGGCCAAUCUAGCUCAGUAUUGUGUUCAGUGCCUGGCUGUGGGUUCUUAGACUAGAUCCCUUUCCCAGACAUAUCCCUGAAAUGCUGGAGACUGGAUCAGGGUUGCAUGUACUCUGUUAGUGAGCUACAACACUUAAAACUGAUGGGAUGGAUCCAAUGGAGAGCAGGUCUUAAUGUGUGACAUUAUUUUUAAUGUUUUAACACACUUUUAUGGAUGCCUAUAAGCUGCCUUGACACUAGACACAGGUAUAUUUAAAUAUUUCAGUUAAAAAUAAUAAUAAUAAUCAGGUUCUGCCUAAAGGAGCUCUUGAGCAGAGAGGUUGAUAGUGUAUACCACUGGCAAAACAGACGAGCGUGGGGUUUGUUUGUUUUUUCUAAUGGGGCAAUGUCUUUUAUUCCUGUUCGUUUACAUACAAAGUUGUUCAGCAGGUACAACGGAUGUGACAUCAUGCAGACAUUUAGCUUUUAGGACGGUUCUUCAGUAGUUGACUUUUAAGCUUGUGCUAUGAAGCACCACCAAACCACCCGUGAUUUAUUUUAAUAAAAAAAACAACUGUAGAGU
Molecule: messenger RNA, 7872 nt
Organism: Podarcis lilfordi (Lilford's wall lizard)
Lineage: Eukaryota; Metazoa; Chordata; Lepidosauria; Squamata; Lacertidae
Source: the annotation of a GenBank genome assembly